This is a messenger RNA of Leptosia nina, 318 nucleotides long. The record is from the annotation of a GenBank genome assembly. NCBI's taxonomy places the organism in Eukaryota, Metazoa, Arthropoda, Insecta, Lepidoptera, Pieridae.
AUGAAUUCUAUAUUGCGAACAAGAGUUCUAUCGCUACGUGCACUUGCUAAUAUCAGAAUGUAUUCUGGUGAACCAGGCUCUGGUGCUGGUAAAGGAGGUGGCGGUGGUGGCUCAAUCCGUGAGGCUGGUGGCUCCUUCGGCAAGAUGGAAGCGGCUAGAGAAGAUGAAUACUUUUACAAAAAGCAAAAGGAGCAAAUUGCCAACUUAAGAGGACACAUGGAGAAAGAGAUCGCCUUUCACCAGGAACAAAUCAAGCGUCAUGAAGAUGCUAUUAGACGUCAUAAGCAAACUAUGGCAGAUAUGCCAGACAAACAAUGA